Seminavis robusta is the source of this 1002-nucleotide messenger RNA. The record is from the annotation of a GenBank genome assembly. Lineage: Eukaryota; Bacillariophyta; Bacillariophyceae; Naviculales; Naviculaceae.
AUGAACUCUUACUAUGUUUGGCCCCCCACCGAAGACUCAGCGUGGGAAGAGAUUGAGGAUCUUGAUGACCUUACGCAACUACUAUACUUGGAUAACUGGACCGUUCGAUCAACUGAGAAGACGUUCCAAUGCGACAAUCACACCUUUUUCAUCGAGUGCUACGGUCCCAGGUAUGCCAAUGCUUCCUUGCCCAUCUCGUCGUUCUCUUUUGAAACAGAAAAGUGCAGCUCCGACAUGUACGGAGGUGAUGGCUCCAACAAUUGGAUAUGGAGCGCGGCCUUUAUGGGAAUACUUCCCGUAUCAGUUAUUUGCUUUACUCAGUUUGUUCUCAACCGGGGGCACUACAAUCUGCUUCUUGGACUGGUUCAGUUUCGUGAAGUUGAGGGUGAAGCUCGUCCAAUCAAAUUCGGUGUGGCCUUCACUCUGUUUUGCAACUUUUCCAAAAGUGGAGUGGCCAUAAUGAAUACAGAACUGUGCGGUCGCUUUGCACAGGGUUACAAGGUGGACACAAGCCUGGGUGAAGCGAUGGGCGUAAUCAAGUUUUUGGCCGACUUUGUGAUGCUGGCCUGUAUGUUUGUGUCUGUGAAUGUACCAAUAAUGCUGCUCUUUGUUUGGUGCAUCAUGAGCUGCUGUUCCUCUGCCCGUGAGAGUACAGAGUGUAUGGCGGGCUGGUGCGCCAUGUGCAAGUGUCCAGCCGUCGUUGGAUUUCGGAUCAUGCUCUUCUUUUCUGUCAUUGCAUCCCUUGUGGUCAGGAUCUUCAGCUGGUCCAACAUUGCUAUAAACUUUGACUUGGAGUAUCCUCAAUGGUUUGCUGUGUCAACGAUUUCUUCGAUUGAUUUGGUUCUGUCUGGGGCCAUGGAUUUGUACCUUAUCAUUGAGAAGUGGUGCUGGAGAAAAACAAUAGCUGUACGCAAACACGGAGGAUCUCAAGAUGGUCAGUCCGAGGACUAUGACAAACAAGGCAUUGCAGAUGUCUCGGAUGGAGAAGUUUUCCACGCGUAG